Messenger RNA from Hemicordylus capensis (graceful crag lizard), 962 nucleotides. RefSeq names its product 16 kDa beta-galactoside-binding lectin-like. The record is from RefSeq and is a predicted model, not a curated record. The transcript has 5 exons. The coding region runs from base 126 to 533 and encodes 135 amino acids. NCBI's taxonomy places the organism in Eukaryota, Metazoa, Chordata, Lepidosauria, Squamata, Cordylidae. Gene Ontology annotation, molecular function: carbohydrate binding; laminin binding.
CUUUCCUUUUGAUUGGUUGGAAGGGGAAUGGGGCUACACCUGGCUAAUAUUUAAAGCUCAGGCAGAGCAGGUAAAAGAUAGUAGCAGUGUAUUCUUUUUUGGAGCCAAGCUGAGGCAUAGCUACAAUGGAAUCUCAAAUGGUCUUCUCCCACUUGAACAUGAAGGCUGGUGAACUUGUCCAAGUGAAGGGGAAACUGACUGCAGAGGCCAAGAGCUUUACCCUUAAGCUGGGCCGGGAUUGUUCUGAUCUGAUGCUAUACUUUAACCCUCGAUUUGAGAGUGAUGGAGAGGCCAAGACGAUUGUGUGUAACUCCAUGACAAGUGGAAAAUGGGGUGAGGAGAAACGAGAGUCGGCAUUCCCCUUCCGGCAGGGAGAGGAGGUCAAGCUCUGCCUCUCCUUUGAUGCCAAGGAAGUAACAGUGAAGGUGCAUGAAGAUCAGGUGAUCAAGUUCCCCAACCGAUUAGGGCUGGAGUCUGCAGAAUUCCUCUCUGUGGCUGGAGACUUCAAGAUGACAUCCCUCAAGUUUGAAUGAACUCAGCCACGACCGUCUACUGUGCCCCUCUCGGGCAAAAGGGCUGAUGCGGGGUCUCUCCCCCUCCCUGUAAGAAGAACCUUCCCAUGCAGCUCGAAGACCCAGCUCCCAAAGGCAUGGUCCUUUUGGUUGAGCCAUAGGUAGCUCAAGCUGUGUCUGGGCGGGGUCAUCCAUUGGUGGUCCUGCCCCAACACAGAUUGACCAAGGCCCACUGUUUAACCUGGCCGUGCAGGCCUGGCUGGUUGCCGCUUUUUGGAGCCGAGAAGGAAUUUUCCCCUGGGAGGUCUCUCGGUCCCCAGGUUUUUUGCCUUCUCUGCACGGCCUUCCUCUUGAGCUCUGCAAGCGCUUUGGCUUGCCGCUGAAGAAGAGUCAACCAGUGUUCCUUUCCCCCUCCCACCCCUCCCCAAAUAAAAUAUAAAUCGAUUUGAA